ACUCGCCCGGUGUGCUGCAGCCUGCAGCCGCCGCCGUCAGGUCUCGCCUCCGCCGCACUCUCCUCUCUGUCUCCGCCGAUCUGCUCUGCCGCGACGCGCCGCCGGCGAGAAGGGACGGCCUCCUCUCCUUCCCGACCCCGCGCGAGCAUCCAGUUUCGAGUUUCUUCUGGAUUUCUAGGAUGGCGACUCUGAGGAACCUGAAGAUCAAGACGUCGACCUGCAAGAGGAUCGUCAAGGAGCUCCGCUCCUACGAGAAGGAGGUGGAGAAGGAGGCGGCCAAGACUGCUGACAUGAAGGAGAAAGGCGCCGACCCCUACGAUCUCAAGCAACAGGAGAAUGUUUUAGCCGAGUCAAGGAUGAUGGUCCCAGACUGCCAUAAGCGACUUGAAACUGCACUGGCAGACUUGAAAGCAACUCUGGCUGAAUUGAAGGAAUCAAAUGAACAAGGUGCUGAGAUUGGAGAGGCUGAGAGUACAAUCACAGAAGUUGAAGCUGUCGUCAAGCCAACAGAAGAUUGAAUUCGUUUUUUAUGAAAUCCCUGCAAACCUCUGUUCUGUUGGGGCCAUAGUAGCUCAACUAGUAUUAUGAUGUUUGCUGUGAAUUCAUGUAUCCAUUUUGUGGUUCCUGAGCCCUAACUUGGAAGAUCUGGCACUGAACCAUCCUUACUUUAUGUGCUUGCUUGUUCUUCCUGAAGUACACAGUUAAGCAUGGUUGUGUCCACU
Molecule: messenger RNA, 722 nt
Organism: Oryza sativa Japonica Group (Japanese rice)
Lineage: Eukaryota; Viridiplantae; Streptophyta; Magnoliopsida; Poales; Poaceae
Product: tubulin-folding cofactor A
Biological process (GO): post-chaperonin tubulin folding pathway; tubulin complex assembly
Cellular component (GO): cytosol; microtubule cytoskeleton
Molecular function (GO): beta-tubulin binding
Source: RefSeq, a predicted model, not a curated record